Molecule: messenger RNA, 2840 nt
Organism: Epinephelus lanceolatus (giant grouper)
Lineage: Eukaryota; Metazoa; Chordata; Actinopteri; Perciformes; Serranidae
Source: RefSeq, a predicted model, not a curated record
GCUAGCAACAGCCCAUCGUCUCUCACUAACUUGAAUGUGGCUUUUUUUUAAAUCUCCUCUUUGUUUUUAUUUUGCCUGAACUGAGCUCAGAUUAAAUCCAUACUCCGUAAAGCACUCAGACACUGAGCUGUGACAGCGGAUACUUUCUCCAGAACAACAGUCGCAGCCCGGCGGUGCUGUCAUCUCUACACUGAGUGAGGAACAAUGACUGAUGAUAACAAUAUUAGUCACAACCUGUCCGGGUUUCCCCCGAGUUUGCACAACGAGGACGAGGCUGUGGCGAUAGAAAAUGCCAUUAGGGCGGCUGUCACCACCGUGAUGAACGUGAUCUGCAACGCCUGUAACCGCAGGGUGGCGGAGUACCAGAGGAUGGUGGCCGACAGGGACUCAGAGAUCAGGAAGCUGCAGGGCAAGUUGGAGCAAAGUGAGAGUGAGGUGAAGAUGUUGCGUCUGGAGGUGGGGAGGAGGCCUGAGGAUGGACGCUCCUGUCCGGUCACACCUAAUGCAGGGGCACUACACCCUGGUGAGGCUGCCAGAGGCUCUAAUACCCAAAGUGUAGGUGCGGCAACACCCACACAAAUUUCCCCCAAGUGCCAUGACACAGCGGAGGCUUUUCCCCACCAACAUGCCCAGCCUGAGAAACCUUCAUGGGAGGGUGGAGGAGCAGCUGGAUGCAUCACCUCCCUGGUUAAAGAGGAACCCUCAGACUUGGAGACGGUCAUCAAAUGGGAAGUGUGCGAGGGGAGUUUGCUGGAGGGUCAACGUGGAGCUGAGUGUGUGCACAAGGAAAAACCUGCAAAGAGAGACAUGCAGACUGAGUGUGAGGCAAAAACUGCUAAUCCACAGACGAACAAAUUGAUGGCGACAGAGCAUGAGGACGAACACGCUGCCCAUCUGAAGAGGAGAGGGGGGGAAAGAAACGGAUACCACCUGCCUGAGAGUGAGGAAGAGGAGGUGGUUGUGAAGAAACCUUGUGUGACCCAUCCCUCUGCACCGAAAAUAACUGCUCCAAAACACAGUCUGGCAGAUGUCAGCUCCCCACAGACACACAGGCAGAGCUUAAAUGGCUCCCUAACUUCAAACUUCAGUGCUCAAGACCCUCUGACGUGUCAGCAGCAGACUUACAUCCCUGUGUCGGCUCCACAACCAACAUGUGAUCCAAUACUUCUAGAGGUCCUCGUUUCACUGGAGACCAUCAAACAACAGAACACCACCGUUCUUCAAAUACUGCAGUCGGGACACUCGUCUGCAGCGCCGCUCUGUGAACCUCCAGAUGUCGGGACACUUCCCCUUCCACUGCAGUCUGUACAGGACUUAAGAAGUUUGGAGCAAAGGCUUUCCACUGAGCCAGAGCUGAAGAAUAAAAUGACCUCCUACCUCAGUCUGGCUGGAGGGAUGACGACUAAAGAGAGUGUGUGGAGGAUAAUGGCCAAGCUUUUUACCAACACGUUGGCCAUAAACAUAAACUGGAGGGGAAGAAAUAACAAACAGAAAAUGGAGAACCUUACCAUCAAAAGAGUUAUCCUCAAUGCAGUCAGGCAGAAUUCGUUCUGCAAGGAUGCCGUUGAUGAGGAGAUAGAGAGCUACAUGAAGCGCUGGCUGCAGCUGGCAGCAGACCGAGACGGAGGACGGAAAAGAAGGCAAGAAAAGGGCAAGGAGGCAAACAGCAUGCAAGAUUACUGUGUGGACGAGAUGUUCACUCAUGAGAUGGAGUAGUGUAACCUACGUCUGCAACAGUGGCAUGCAAAAGUUUGGGCACCCCUGAUCAAAAUCUCAAUUGAGUACUUAAGUAAGUAGAAGAUAAACUGAACUCCAAAAGGCAUGAAGUUAAAGAUGACACAUUUCCUCAGUAUUUUAAGCAAGAUGAACUUUUAAUUUCAAUCUUUUAAAUUUUCAAAAUAACGAAAAAGGAAAAGGGCCUGAGGCAAAGGUUUGGGCACCCUGCAUGGUCAGGACUUGGUAGCGCCUAGGCUUCUAAAUGCUUGUUGUAUUUUCAGUUCUUGUUUGGAGGAUUUUCACCCAUUCUUCCUGCAAAAGACCUCUAGCUCUGUGAAAUUCAUGGGUCGUCUUACAUGCACUGCUCUUUGAGGUCUCUCCACAGAUUUUUAAUGAUGUUUAGGUUGGGGGACUAUGAGGACCUCAGCAAAACCUUCAGCUUGCUCCUCUUGAGGUAGUCCAUUGUGGAUUUGGAGGUGUGUUUAGGAUCAUUGUCCUGUUGUAGAAGCCAUCCUGGAAUUUAACUGAAUCCAUUCUUCCCUCUACCUGUGACAUGUACAGCGUGCCAUUGGAUGCAACACAAGCCCAAAGCAUGAUCGAUCCACCUCCAGUGUUGAACAGGUGUUCUUCUUUGCUCAUUGCAUCCUUAAAGUUCUGUUUUAACUUCAUCAGUCCACAGGACUUGUUUCCAAAAAACAUCAGGCUUGGUAAGAUGUUCCUUUGCAAACUUCUCACACUGAAUUUUGGGGUGAGAAUGCAGGAAAGGUUUUCUUCUGAUGACUCUUCCAUGAAGGUCAUAUUUGUAGAGGUGUUGCUGUACAGUUGAACAGUGCACCACCACUCCAGAGUCUGAUAAAUCUUCCUGCAGGUCUUUUGCAGUCAAACCAAAGUUUUUAAUUGCCUUUCUAACAAUCCUACGAGCAGCUCUCUUGGAAAGUGUUCUUGUUCUUCCAGACCCCAACUUGACCUCCACAGUUCCUGUUAAUUGUCAAUUCUUAAUGACAUGACAAACUGAGGAGGCAGCUUCCUGAAAACACUUUGCUAUCUUCUUGUAGUGGACAUCAGUUCUUUUAGUUUUCAGAGUGCUAGGCAGCUGUUUAGAUGAACCCAUAGCUGCUGGUUGU